Molecule: messenger RNA, 1755 nt
Organism: Suillus subalutaceus
Lineage: Eukaryota; Fungi; Basidiomycota; Agaricomycetes; Boletales; Suillaceae
Exons: 3
Coding region: 93-1571 (492 amino acids)
Biological process (GO): regulation of ribosome biogenesis
Cellular component (GO): nucleolus
Molecular function (GO): nucleic acid binding
Source: RefSeq, a predicted model, not a curated record
UUUUGAUUUCCCAUCCUUCUCUGCAGACAAAGUCCAUCCGAGUCAAGUACAUGUUGACGGUUGCCUAAUAGUACUUAUCCUACGACAAGACAAUGGGACUGGCCGGCAGAAAGGAAAAACAACGCAUUCCAAAUGACCCACGAAACUUAUCCUGGGCAGAUGAUGCAGCUCGCUUCGGCCAGUCUUACAUGUCCAAGCUCGGCUGGGACCCCUCAAAAGGUCUAGGCGCCUCGGGCGAUGGCAUGAAAUCGCAUCUUAAGGUCUCCCAAAAGCUUGAUAUGCUUGGGAUUGGCGCCGCUCAUCAGAAAGACCCGCAUGGUAUCGCGUGGAAACAGAAUAAGGAAUUUGAGGCUUUGCUGCAGAGGCUUAAUGCGCAGGAUGGUCAGGGUUCUCCUUCUAAGCAUGUGCUAGGAGAAUUUGUUCGGCCUGAGCACCCUUCAGCGGACGCACACCCCGAGGAGGACAAGGAACCGAACCAAUCAUCGAAGAAAGAGAAGAAGCGUAAGCGAAAGGAAGGGGAACAUGCCGUGGAUGGAAAAGAUAAGAAGAAACGGAAGAAAGACAGGCGCCAGGAUGAAGAUGUCGAAGAUUCAGCUGCAGCGGAUUCAUCAGAAUCCGUUUCUCCGCAUCUCGAUUCUCCUGCCCCUUCUCCAAAUACCGCGUCACCCAUGCUUCAAACAAGGCCAAAAGGACGCCCUAUGGCCCACCGUGCUCGCAUACAAGCUGCUAAACGCCUUGCCAAUAAAUCAGCAACUGCCAUCUCUGAAAUCCUGGGGAUCGUACCGACUCCUUCAUCUGUUUCCUCUGCAACCCCCUCUGGUUCUCUGACCCCAAUCACACCCGCAGACAGCGACCUCCCCCUCGAGAAGCUCACAACCUCGUCUAAGAGUGUCGCAGACUAUUUUAAGGAAAAACUUGGCGCAAAAUCUGGUUCCAAUACCCCAGCUGCAAAUGACGAUGACAGUACUUCUCGAGGAGGAAUUGGCUCUAGUACCCCUUCACGAGACGACGUAGACCAACCGCGAAUUGGGCUCGGUGCAGGUCGCAGUUUUGGAGAAGGUGGCUCUUCGAACGUGUUCGCCCAGUUCUUCAAUACAUCCUCCUCAUCACAUGCCACUGUUGUUCAAAUGGCAUCUUCUGCUAUACAGGCUAUAAUUCAACCUCCCGAACCGACAACGACGUCUUCCACAGAUAAUUCCAGGGAUGAAGAGAUGACCGAGAAACAGCGACGCAAAGCACAGAGAAAAGAAGAAAGGAAGAAACGGGACGCAGAGGUAGUUGAUGUGCCUACGGGAGUAGGAAUCGAGAUGCCUGGCGACGAUGCUAAGGCGGAAAAGAAGAAACGGAAAGAGGAGCGGCGAGCGAAAGCGAAGGGUGCGGAACCAUAUGAUCUUGCUCCAUCGGUUGUUGUGGAAGAAUCCAAAGAAGGCUUAGAGUCUGAGAGGAAGAGGCGGAAAGAUGACAGGAAGAAAAAGAAAGUAAAGUCUGAUAAUCAAGCAACAGCAGAGGAAGGUGAAAAUCGGUCCAAAAAAUCUAAAAAGCGUACAGAACCAGUCAAUGACAAUUCAUGACCUCUCGAUAGUCGCUAUUAUACCGUCUAGAUCUCAUAUACCAUUACCAUCGACCAGUAUUACAUUAUCAAAUUUGUAUGUAAGGAACACAGAAAGCAAGGUCCACUGUCCGCUAUCAAUGAAUAUAGAAAGGUCCAACAUCCCCUCGUUCUAUGAUUACCUCUCAAACACUUUAAACCCACCC